AUGUCAGUGGGGUCACAGAGGGUGGUGGUGAUCCAGGAUGCGUCAAGAGACAUCAGUUCGAGCGCAAUCAAAUGGGCCAUAGACGGCCUUUCCCUCAAACCUGGGGAUGAACUCACACUCCUUGGAGUUCUUCACCAGGUCAAUACCCCUAGUACGUUUCCUUUCAUGGCUGCUGGAAAAUUGAUGGGAUACAAAAGCAGGGUAGACUCAAAUUCUAUGUUAGGAGCAAACCGAAAAAUCAUUGAUGAAGAACUUAAGAGAAAGGAGGAAGAAUAUCAGAACAGUGAAGAGAUUGCUUCGAUUAUUGAGCUCUAUGAGACAAAGAAGAUUACUUUUCACAGAAGGGUGGUAGCAGCAGCUUCACCAAAAUUAGUUGCUCUAGAUGCAGCCAAGAAACUGAGGGCAACAUGGAUAAUUCUGGACAGACAGAUGAAAAAAGACAAGAAGUACUUCAUGGAGAGGCUAUCUUGUGGUAUCUCAAGGAUGAAACGCAACAAUAGCGUUGAACUCCUGAGAAGGCCAAUAACUAAUAAGAAAAAUUCUGAACAUACAAUAGGAAAUCAGAAAACCAAUGUGACAUACGACGAGAUGUUACCAGGAGCAGAGAUAAAAUCAGGAGAUUCUGAUAUGAUAUUAGAUAUUCCGGAUGAUGAUGAUCUUUUCAGUUUGGAACUAUCCCCAACGAGGAUGAAGUUUGAUCUCAGUGAGCAUAUGUCCGAGACCACCAAAGAGGCCCCCAACAAAAGAAAGCUUGGCGGGGGCAAGGCCAACCCAUCGAACAAGAAGAAGAAGGUAUCUGCUGCCCCGCCAGCCCUUACAUAUAAGCCUCAAGUCACCCCAAGCUUGGCUGUGCUAGAUUCCAUAGCCAUUCAAGAUGCCGCUCUGGCCUUUGUUUCCAUUGAUAAACCUGAGCCAGUUCUUGAGUUUGCCUCUAUGCCGGUGCCUGCUUCAGCUCCUUCCGCUGAGGCUCCAGAAGCAUUGAGCUCCCAACUGCCCCCGUCUUCACCUCAAGGGGCCAAGCCGGGUAUUUACCAACUGAGGUGGACGAUCAGAGCUAUCAACUCGUUCGUCAAUACCUCCUACAUUGUAGGCGAGAUGAUUGGAGGGUUUAUGCUUUCCAAGGAUGAGAGGCACCUCUGGAUGAUGAGGACGAAGGAGCUUGUCAAUGAAGCUUACAUCGAAGCGGUUGAGGUUGUCUUCCCUAAGUCAGCACACUCCAAGGUGGCGAGCUUUGAAAGUAGAUCAUCCUUUGUGUUCUCUGAUCUUGGGAUCUGCUGCACUUCAAACAUGUCAAAGGAUGAGAAAAUGUCCUUGACUUUCAAGAGCUCCAAUGCAGAGAUUUCGAUUGACAACAUCAAAGGGGCCCCAGACGUCAGCGCAGCAAUUCCUUGUUUUUCUGCAUCAACAUCAAGUGACAACCAAUCUUUGCCAAACGCAGCUUCAACCCCUGACCAACCAAAUCCUGAGAUUUUAUCAAAUUCUAUCGUUGAUGAGAAAAAGCAUUUUCCCAUUCAAUUUCAAGAGGAAGAUGACCUUACAGGAACCCAAAGAGCAGACAAUAACUCUUCAUUACUGUUGGAUACUAGCCACUGCAAAAUACCAUACACACAGAGUAAUGAAUCCAUAGUUGAGGAAACAGAACAGAAAAGUGCGACCAUUUCUAAGGAGACAUUGACAUCCGGAUUUGUCAAUCAACAAUUGGAAGGAAUGCAAGAAAAUCCGAUAUGUGCAUAUUGUGGGAAUGACCAACCCAAAACUGAAGAAAAGAUAGAUUUUACUUAUGCUGAGCUCCAUGCUGCUACAGAUGGAUUUUCCAAGGAAAAUUUUCUGUCUGAAGGAGGAUUUGGGUCUGUUUACAGAGGCAGGCUCAAAAACAGGCAGUGGAUUGCUGUCAAGCAACUCAAACAUGCAAGUUUGCAGGGAGAGAAGGAAUUUAGGUCAGAGGUUCGUGUGCUCAGCAAGGCUAGACAUGAAAAUGUGGUCAUGCUACUUGGUUCAUGUUCAGAAGGAACUCAUCGGCUGCUUGUUUAUGAAUAUGUCUGCAAUCAUUCACUGGAUGUACAUCUGUCAAAGCACAGUCCAAAUGUCUUGAGCUGGAAACACAGGAUGAAUAUAGCACUUGGAGCUGCAAAAGGCUUAAAUUAUCUGCAUCAAAACAACAUAAUUCAUAGAGACAUGAGGCCCAACAACAUCCUUAUAAACCAUGAAUAUAAACCUCUGUUAGGAGAUUUUGGGCUGGCAAGAACACAACAGGAUGAAUCUGAUCGCUUAUCCGAAAAUAAGGUAGUGGGAACAUUUGGAUACCUGGCACCAGAAUAUGCAGAAAGAGGGAGGGUCUCAACAAAGACUGACGUUUAUUCCUUCGGAGUAGUUCUACUAGAGCUACUCACCGGACGGACUCAUUUGGACAAGACUCUUCAAGAGAAAAGUCUCGUAGGAUGGGCCAGACCACUUUUAAAGGAAAGAAAGUAUCCAGAACUGAUUGAUGAGAGAAUUAUCGAAUGUCAUGAUGUUCACCAACUUUUUUGGAUGGUCAGUGUGGCUGAGAGGUGUCUCAGUAAGGAUCCUGAUAACAGGCCAUCCAUGGAAAAGGUUGAGCAUGCAUUAAAGUGCAUAGUAGAUGGAGAAACAGUGAACGGAAUUGAAGAUUUUUCUCCAGCGCGCUCUUCAGCUAGUAGCUUGUCAAAAUCAAAUGAAUUGAUAGGCGAGCAAGAAACAGAGACACAGGAAAGCACAAGUACAGAUCUGCUAACAAUGAGCAGCUCUCAAACAAAAGGAACUUUUUCAGUAGUAUCCUUGGAAGAGGCUUCCAGAUCACAAAGCAUAUCAAAAAGUUUUGAAGAUUCAUUAUCAGGUAGAAGGAUUACUUUCAAAAACAAGACAGGAAAAUCUCCAACCCCACAAGUCUUGUAUGACGAGAUGCUCAUUUAACUCUAUGCAUGCAAAAUUUCAUAUUAGGCCUGUAUAAAUAGAGAUAUUGCUUACUCAUGUGAGUGGAGCUAAUUCUUCUUUGUCAACAAAUAAAGAAAAUUAAGAUGUAAAAUUUCUCUCAACAUCUGCAUAUGCUCUUUGAAAACAAUGUAUUAUAAAAGGUUUCAGGACUUGCAAAUCUUCAUCGAUGAAAGAAACAAAUAUUCCAAAUUUUUUGUCCUCCCCUUCCAUCUCAAGCAUAAGACUGUGUGGGCAAUUCUAAAUUGUUUUCGGUGUUGAAGCCUGUAAAAGUUAGAUCAUUAUCCUUAACUCUAUGUUAUUGGAUUUCUUUACUUGCUUGAGGUCAAUGUGGUGCCUUUACAUGUUUCAAAAGCUAUAUGGUAUUUGUGAAACCGAACUGGGCCCGGUCCACUUGACCGGCCCAGCCACCAGUUCCGGCCUCACGUGCGUUGCACGUGAGGGCACACAGUGAGGAGGUGGAGGGGAUCCAUCCCGAAGAAGCCGGGAUCCCCUGUUUUAGGGCAUUCUCCUCCUCCCCUUUGAGACCAUUCGAGGUAGAGCCGCCACACCUGAGUUCUUCCUCCUCAGGCUGCCGGCAGAGAGAGAGAGAGAGAGCGAAAGAGAGAGGGAGAUAGAGGGCUUUGGGUCUUCUUCGGUACGAGGGGUCUUCUUCUUCCUUACCGCCGGAGAGGAAGAAAGCCGCCGGACUUUCGUCGGGGCUGAGGUAAGGCCUUCUCCUCCUCUCUUGGUGAUUAGCCAUGAUGUGUUGAGGUUUUGGAGCCGGCCAAUCGCCGGAAACUUGGGUCCAAAAAUCGGUCGGCCGAGUGCUCCGCCACUGGCCUUGUUCACCGCCGGGAGUGGCCGGGCUUGCUCCGCCACCUCCUGCCGCUGUCAGAGCCGGCCACCACGGCCGCCCUUGGGCCCGACCGAGAGGGAAGAAGAAGGGGGCAGGGGGGUCACGGAUCCCCUGUUUCGCCGAAGGGGAAGGAAGAAAGAAGUCGGGGGAAGUUUCUGGAGAAGAAGAGAAGAAAAGAAAAAGAAAAGGAAAGGAAAGAAAAGAAAAAAAAAAGAAAAGAAGGAA
Phoenix dactylifera (date palm) is the source of this 4012-nucleotide messenger RNA. Lineage: Eukaryota; Viridiplantae; Streptophyta; Magnoliopsida; Arecales; Arecaceae. The record is from RefSeq and is a predicted model, not a curated record.